CGCCCGUCUCCCGCAUUUAAUUAGUGUCCCAUAAGCUUUUAACAUCCCCGUUCGCUAUAUAAUGAACACAGCGGCCGGCUCGCAAGCGAGAAAAAUCCCACUAGUAGUGUGACGAGAAAUCCGACCUGCCCAUGUAUGCUGUGCGUGAGUGUGUGUGUGUGGUGCAUCAAGGCUGAUAAAGCAAGCGGAAUAGCAAGUAGCCAGUAGCAAAUAGCAAAUAGCCAUAGACUCUAAACGUUAACUACAACUAAACUGAAAGUGACUUCGAUAGCGCUUGCAAUUACGCACAAGCAAUCAACGCGCAGCAAUGGAAGCGAUUGCCAAACACGACUUCUCCGCGACUGCCGAGGACGAGCUGAGUUUUCGCAAAACUCAGAUCCUAAAGAUAUUAAAUAUGGAAGAUGAUUCAAAUUGGUACCGUGCCGAAUUGGAAGGAAAAGAAGGCCUUAUACCCAGCAAUUACAUUGAAAUGAAGAAUCACGAUUGGUAUUAUGGCCGCAUCACACGCGCCGAUGCCGAGAAGCUGCUGUCCAACAAACACGAAGGCGCCUUUUUGAUACGCAUCAGUGAAUCCAGUCCCGGCGAUUUCUCCUUAUCAGUCAAAUGCCCCGAUGGUGUUCAGCAUUUCAAGGUUCUGCGCGACGCCCAAGUCAAAUUCUUCCUCUGGGUGGUCAAGUUCAACUCCCUCAACGAACUGGUUGAAUAUCACCGGACGGCGAGCGUGUCCCGGUCGCAGGAUGUUAAAUUGCGUGAUAUGAUACCUGAAGAGAUGCUCGUGCAGGCGUUAUACGAUUUUGUGCCACAGGAAUCCGGCGAAUUGGACUUCAGACGCGGCGAUGUCAUCACCGUCACAGACCGCUCCGAUGAGAACUGGUGGAACGGCGAGAUUGGCAAUAGGAAAGGAAUCUUCCCAGCAACUUAUGUGACGCCAUAUCAUUCAUAAUAAGAUAACAUAUAAGGAUGUGGAUGCACUCGUCUCUCCCCCGACAAACACAGCAACACACAGCAACUGCAAUAACAGCAAGAAGGAACUAAACACAAAUUUUAAAUAUUUAUAUACAACAAAAAUCGAGAGGACGAGUAUAAAAUCAGUAGACAUCGUAUAUACAACACACAAACACAAGUCUAAGCCUAUAUAAGCCGAAUAAUGCAUUUUUUUACGUUUUGACGUUUUUUGAUAAAACAGCAAAAAGGAAAUACAAUACGAUAGAGAGAAGAUAAAACAUUACAAAAUCGUUUCAUAGCCACUUAGUAGGAACAACAGAGAGUGACAGAGAGCAACAACCGAAACUACUUGCAC
Messenger RNA from Drosophila serrata, 1300 nucleotides. It is a transcript of the gene drk, whose product is annotated as growth factor receptor-bound protein 2 drk. The record is from RefSeq and is a predicted model, not a curated record. Gene Ontology annotation, molecular function: protein binding. Lineage: Eukaryota; Metazoa; Arthropoda; Insecta; Diptera; Drosophilidae.